This is a messenger RNA of Eleginops maclovinus (Patagonian blennie), 5057 nucleotides long. Its product is annotated as band 4.1-like protein 3. The record is from RefSeq and is a predicted model, not a curated record. The transcript has 26 exons. NCBI's taxonomy places the organism in Eukaryota, Metazoa, Chordata, Actinopteri, Perciformes, Eleginopidae. Gene Ontology annotation, molecular function: structural molecule activity; actin binding. Gene Ontology annotation, cellular component: cytoskeleton; plasma membrane. Gene Ontology annotation, biological process: cortical actin cytoskeleton organization. Bases 156 to 3983 code for a protein of 1275 amino acids.
UCCCACAAUUCUGCUCAGCUGCAUAGAGCAGUGUGAUAGGCUGGUGGAGGGGGGAACUGCAGCAGAGUAGCACCGCUGUCAGGAAACAGAAGCCCACUGCGAAUGCAACUCGCAUAACCAGCUGAACGAGGGACGGUUUACCUGCGUGAUUAACCAUGACAACUGAAUCGGGCGCAGACUCGGAGGCCAAGCAGCCGCAGGAGAACAAGGAGAAGGGGAAAGCGAAAGAAGCCGCCAAACCCGAGAACCAACCAGAGGAGCUCCCCGCCGCCGCCGGACACAGCACCCCCGCCCGGAAAGAGCAGGAGCCGCAGGAGGACGACCAGGUCUCCCAUCAGUCAUCCACCAGUCGUCUGUCCAGGUCUCCUCUGAAAGGAGUGAAGAAGGUGAAGAUCAUGCAGUGCAAAGUCACCAUGCUGGACGGCUCCGACUUCUCAGUCAACGUGGAGAAACGAGUCAGGGGUCACGUGCUCUUCGAUAAAGUAUGCGACCACCUCAAUCUGCUGGAGAGGGACUACUUCGGCGUCACAUACAGAGAUGUAGAGAAUCAGAAGAACUGGCUGGACCCAAACAAGGAGCUGAAGAAGCAGAUCAGGACCGGUCCCUGGAACUUCGCUUUCAACGUCAAGUUUUACCCUCCAGACCCCGCACAGCUCACUGAGGAUAUCACAAGGUACUACCUGUGUCUGCAGCUGAGAGACGAUGUGGUGUCAGGCCGGCUGCCCUGCUCCUUCGCCACCCACACGGUGCUCGGCUCCUACACUGUGCAGUCUGAGCUGGGAGAUUACGACCCCGAGGAAUUAGGCAGCGACUACAUCAGUGAACUGCGCUUUGCACCGAACCAAACCAAAGAGCUGGAGGAGAAGGUCAUGGAGCUCCACAAGACCUACAAGGGGAUGACACCUGCCGACGCUGAGAUACACUUCCUGGAAAAUGCCAAGAAGCUGUCCAUGUACGGCGUGGAUCUUCACCACGCUAAGGACUCUGAAGGCGUGGAGAUCAUGUUGGGAGUCUGUUCUAGUGGCCUGCUCAUCUACAGGGACAGGUUGCGGAUCAACAGGUUUGCAUGGCCCAAAAUCCUCAAGAUUUCCUACAAGAGGAACAACUUCUACAUCAAAAUCCGUCCCGGCGAGUUUGAGCAGUUUGAAAGCACAAUUGGUUUCAAGCUCCCAAAUCAUCGCGCUGCAAAGCGGCUGUGGAAGGUCUGCGUGGAGCACCACACCUUCUUCAGGCUCGUAUCCCCCGAUGCACCACCGAAGAAGUUCCUGAGCCUCGGCUCCAAGUUCCGCUACAGCGGCAGAACGCAGGCUCAGACCCGCAGGGCGAGCUCUCAGAUCCACAGACCGGCGCCACUGUUCGAACGCUCCGCCAGCAAGCGCUACAACAUGUCCCGCAGCUUAGACGGAGCACCCAUCACCGAGAGCCAUGAGACUCUGAUGAAGGACAGCGCCGCUGACGGAGCGGCCAAAGUCAUUGCCAAGGGAGACGUUAUCACCACGGUGACAGAGAAGAAGGCAGAGGAAGAGAAGGCGGAGCAGGAUGACGCUCAGAUGGCUGCAGAGACGCCAGAGCCCGAAACACCGCUCAGACAUGACACAAAGUGCUCCCCUCAUGUUUACACAACCGACCCCCUCCGCUCCGAGCUCUCCCUCCCCUCAUCUCCUGUUUCAUCCACUAAAGUACGGCGGAGGCGCAGGGAGAGUGCACGUAAACGGGCGUCGUCGGUCAGCCCGGCCAAGAGCAGCGACGGGUGCCGCCGCCGGCAAGCCCUAGCCGACCGCAAGGCCGCACUGCUGGACGAGCAGGUGCUGCUGCUCUCAGCCCGCAAGCAGAGGCUGGAGCAGGGCAAGAGCCGCGGCGGCAUGCUGUUCUCCUUCUCCCUGCACCUGCCCGACCUGUCCGCCUACCUGGACGAGGACGGCUACAUCUCCUUCCCCGAUCUGUCCGAGAUGCGCUUCCUCCCCAUGUGCGCGCAGAACUUCAUGCCCAUAAAGUCACCGUCGCUCAUCCCCUGCUUCCUCUUCAUCUUCUUCUUCCUGCUCUCCACUUCGUUUUCCGUCCCAUACGCCCUCACCCUCUCCUUCCCCCUGGCGCUGUGCCUCUGCUACCUGGAGCCCAAGGCAGCCUCCCUGACCGCAUCCAUAGCCCAGGGCUACCAUGACCAUGACAGUUCAGAGGAAGAGGAGACUGACAGCGAACAAACCGACUUUGCCUUUGAUGGAGACAUGACCGCCACAGAGUCGGAGGCAGAUGAGGACUCUGAGAUGCCCACUCAGUAUAGUUUCAUAAGACGAGUAAAAGGGGAAAACGUUUUUAUCAAGCAUAGUAAUCUGAUGCUAGAGGACGCCUCGCCUCUGGAAGAGAUGGUCAAGCACCAGACCAGCAUCAGCGAGCUGAAGCGCUCCUUCCUGGAGACGGGGGACAAUACUUCGGGCCUGACCGAAUGGGAGAAGAGACUCUCCUCGUCCCCGGCGCGCUCACCCAGAGCGGACGAACCGCCGAUGAUAGUGCCACUGGAGCCGCAGGACACUAAAGACGAGCAGCCUGCAGGAGAAGAGACAAAAGAGGAGGUGGAGCCUAAACUCUCUGAGGCGGCAAGAUAUCUGGUGAAAUACGUGGUGGAUAGUAUGGCGACAGAUUUGGCCACUUCCUCAGGGCCUCACGGGCUUAGUCUGUCAACCACGAUGGACGACGACGUCUUCAUGGACGGAACCCUCAGGGAGGUGGACGAGAAAACCCCCGACUCCCAGGAGGAGCUUUCGGAGAGGGCGGAGCUGAAGGUCAGCCCCGGAGCUGUCAGACAGGAAGUGUCCCAGGCCAUCAGCGACAAGAAAGGGACGCUCAUUAUUUUGAAGGAUUCAGAGGAUAAAGUCGACACAGAGGGCAAAGCGAUGAGUCCUGUUGAUGAAGAAGAGGAGUCCAUCAUUCCUGAAGAGGACGAAGCUGAGGAGAAUGAAAUGCUAUCAGCUUCAAAAGAGAAAGAAACCAUAAAAGAAGACACUUCUGUAGAGGCAAGAAACGCAGAAGACAAGACACAGCGUCUGAGGAUCGAGAUAAAAACUGAAGACUUGACUCAGAUCAAAGGUAUCGACUCCCCUAAAAAGGCCAUGGCAUCCUGGAUAUCUGAGGAGGUGAAGACCGAGGCUUCGGAGGUCAUCAGUGUGACGAAUGAAGUCAUAGAGAUGACUAACGGCGUAAACCAGGAAGCAGAGUUCUUCACCUUCGAAGAGGGACAAACAGAGCAGACCAAGUCCUUCAAAGAGGUCCAGACUAAGAAGUCAGAGUUCUUUGAAGAGGUCCAAACGAAGAAGUCAGAGUUCUUUGAAGAGGUCCAAACGAAGAAGUCAGAGUUCUUCGAAGAGGUCCGAAAGGAGCAGUCAGAGUUCUUCGAAGAGGUCCAAAAGGAGCAGUCAGAGUUCUUCGAAGACGUCCAAAAGGAGCAGUCCAGGCUGACUCAGAUUACCAUUUCUGAAUCCUCUACUACAUCCUUAGCAGCGUCUACGCUGGGAUGGGUUCCCUCCUCUGAAAAGACAUCCGCUGAACCGCAGGAGGAAAUGGUGGUUGCCACAGAGACGGAGGCAGCACCAGCCGAGUCGACGGGGCCAACGAGUCUGGAUGUCGUCGAGGUGGGAACCAAAGAGGUGCCUGUUGUCCACACAGAGACAAAAACUAUCACCUAUGAGUCUGCAGAGCCUGACACUAAUGGUGACGUAGACCCUGGGGUGUUGCUGAGUGCUCAGACCAUCACCUCGGAAACCACCAGCACCACGACAACCACACACAUCACAAAGAUGGUGAAAGGAGGAAUAUCGGAGACGAGAAUUGAGAAGAGGAUCGUCAUCACAGGAGACUCGGACAUCGACCACGAUGAGGCUCUGGCUCAGGCCAUAAAGGAGGCUAAAGAACAGCAUCCUGACAUGUCAGUGACCAAAGUAGUGGUACAUAAAGAGACAGAGAUCACGCCAGAGGAGGGGGAGGACUGACCCAGGAGUAACUCUGAGGGCUGUUUUCUGUUCAACCUCCCAGAAUCCAACUCCAACAUAAUACUCCGAGACUCUCAGAAGACUAGAAAGGCUCCUACUCUCCGAAUGCUGCAGCUCUCCGCUAGUCGCAACCAUCACCUGCAAAAUACAUGAAUGCAUCUUGCAUGAGAAGGACGCAACGUUGCAUUAUCCAACAAACGGCAAGAUUAUACUGAAAACCGUACAAUUUUAAAAAAUGGUUCUCGAACCGCCUGCACGCCGAAUCCCUGUGUGUGCGGCAAGCAAACGGUUUGCUUUCACUGCCUUAUGACUUUGAUGCAUUUUUAUGAUUAUUGAGAAUAAUUAUUGUAGCAACGUUUUAUUUAUGAAAUAAAGCCAUCACUCCAGAAAUCGCUGUAGGCUGUAUACGUUAGGGAGCAUACACUAUUUAACCUUGCUGUAGAAGUGCCAGCCUCAUUUGCCAGCAAACAUUGCCUCACUCACUCCAACAACACAAUGAUUUUCCGUAAAGUUUGCCACAACAGAAAUCACUACGGCCCGGUUCUGUACAUAUCAAAGCUUUCCUAGGAGAAUAGCAAAUUAUCUUUCACGGUUGAUUUGACUCACGUCUACUUGAAUUGCAUUUUCCUUUUUUAAAGAUCGUUUGAGCUUUUUAAUUGUUUUCUCAUCGAUUGAUUCCACCUAGAAUAAGGCCUGUUUUGGCAAACGCCAAGGAAUCAAUAUUUCUGUGAAAGAAAUAUGUUUUAAUGUGCCUGCGCAGGCGUUGAAUGUUCACCAGGGUAGAUGAUCGGCUAGCAAGCCCCAGUUUUGUGUGACAGGGAGGCAAAGGGCUCAGACUGCCGAGCGCUGCCUAAAUUAGAAGCAAAGCCAAGAGAGAUCUGUAAACACCCCCACCCACCUCCCACCUUGAACAUGUCAACUUUAUGCCUCCCUCAUCUGUCCAACUGUAUCUGAAUAACCAAGUUUUGUUCCUGUACAGCCAUGUUUUCCUCAGAGUGGUGAAAUAAAAGUGGCAAAUGCAUUUGUUUUUAAUUUGCUGUUUCCUUCUCAAAUAAUAAAAUGUUGACCACAGUA